AGGGCAGGUUGGGCCCGGUCUCGUCGCGGCGCGGUCAGUGAAACCCUCGGGCGGACGGUUGUAGCGAUCUGGACACUGGACUCGUCAGGGACAAUCAAGCAAACUUUCCGCAUUAAAUAACUCGUCUUCAUAGCGAAGUCUUUGAGGGCUGUGAAGGUGAAAGGUUGAUUGAGAGUAAGUGCUCUACGCCAUUACUUCGAUUCAUCACCACAUUCGUUCCGCUUCGACGCCGGCCUCAAGACUACCCACUGCAAACCGCAGGCCUUCCUUCACUCGCUCUCUCACGCAAACGCGCCGAACGCCACCGCCAUGGGGUGCGUCCGUCGCGUCUUCGCCGUGCUUUCGGUCUUCCUAAGCGCCACAGUCAUCCACGUCAAAGCCUCCGACAUUUCUGGCGUGCAGCCAUCUGACGCUCACCUGAUGGUAGAUGGCAUUGCAACAGAAGUGGUCAGCGUUGCACAGGCCCUCACGAUCACCGUCAGUGCUGGAGCCACCCUUACCCCGGAGCCGAUCGCUUCUGCGCAGACCUUGAUCGAUACUGUCAGCAUUGAUCUCGGUCACGGAACCACUUUGUCACUCGAUCCGGGCGUGACUAUCGACCCCGUGCCCGAGGCCACCGCACCAUCGCAACAAGGCUUAGUCGUGGUCACAGUUCUUCAAACAGUGACUCGUACGGCUCACUCAGGCAACGAAGCGCAGCCUACUGAGCGGCGAGAGAAGCGGUUCACACAAUGCUGGAAUGGCAGCGCAUGGCCAUGCGGCGUGCCAACGACCACUUACACCGACACCUACCCGCCUUGGGUCUUUAUAUUGCAUGGAGAGACUAUCAGCACCAUCUACCAUACAACCACAACAAAUGGUGUCGUAUGGGUAGCCUCGAUGUUCGUGAACGAAGACACCGAGGUACAUCACCCUGCAACCACUAUCACCGGCACGCGGUACUCUUAUUACAAGCGUGAUCUGGCAUCUGCAUCUACCAGCGCUUCCUCUACUACUACCACAACUGCCUACAUCAGCACUGUAGUCAUCACCAUACCGGAGCCGUCUUCCAGCACUCAGCCAACCUCCAUCAACUUCUUCAACGGCACUAUCUCAACCCCGGCCUCUUCUGAGGCAUCAGCCAACACUACUUCCGUCCCUUACAUAUCGGAUGCGACAAGUACUUUCCUGCCUUCAUCAUUCUCCAGCGAAGCCGGUGCCUCCUACUUCACCAAAAUCAACCCAAUCGCAACCGUCAUCCAAGAGAUCUGCAAAAUCAACGGUACUUGCUACCCUCUCUACAACACUUCCGCCGUGACUGCCAACCCGAACUUCACUAUUCCGCUCACUGCUUUCUCAGCCAACCUGACAACCACAGCCUUCACUUUCGUCAGCCCGACAGCGACUACGACCUCGAAGUCAACCUCGGCAUUAACUUCGAGUACUUUGGGGCCAUCGACAACUCGGAACUUGGGAGGGGAGCAGAAUGGAGGAGCGGCUGGAAACAGCGCUUGCGCUUUUCUGACUGGGUUGAUGGUUCUUGCUGCUAUUUUGUGAGAAAAGGACGAAUGAGCGUUGCAUAUGUAUUUGACCGGGCAGUUCUUGCUGCAUUCAGACUGUAGCUGCUUAGUCUAGCAGUGAAGCGGGC
Messenger RNA from Cercospora beticola, 1627 nucleotides. RefSeq lists its product as uncharacterized. Lineage: Eukaryota; Fungi; Ascomycota; Dothideomycetes; Mycosphaerellales; Mycosphaerellaceae. The record is from RefSeq and is a predicted model, not a curated record.